GACGGGAGAGGGAGGGAGAGUAGCUAGCCACUUAGCCAGACAUGUCGUUGAGGACAACCAGCCAGCCAAACUAUACUGUACAUCAGCUUCAGUCCUCUCGCCAUCUCGUCAGGGAUCGGAGUGGAUACAGGAUACCGGAAGAUACAAUCUCCCUACUCAUUAUGCUCAAGUGCUGUACGUAGGAGCACCAAUUAUCAAGAUAUGAUCGAACAGGCAUCACACAAGACAAGACGACUUGACUCUGCCUCGCUCGUCAUAUUGUAUAUAUAACCGUCCCCCAUCCCUGGCAGAGGCACUCACUCACUCAUCUCUUGCAUGCUCAUCGGCAACUCCCGUAGUUGAAAGGAUGGGUAUACUGGUGAUUACGGUGGACCUAGACUGCUGUCGCUGUAGAGCCAAGAUCACCAAAGUCCUCGACUGUCUCAAAGAGGAAUUCUGCAUCGAGAAGGUGGAGUUCGAGGACAAGAAGGAGAAGAAGGUGGUGGUGGUGCGCGGGAAAUUCGACGCCGAGAAGCUCUGCAAGAAGGUCUGGUGCAAGGCCGGGAGUAAGGUCGUGAAGGAGAUCAUCAUCGUGGACGUCUGGCCGAUUCCACCCAAGCCACCCAAGCCAUGCGAUCCUUGCAAUCCCAAGCCUGAGAAAUGCUGUGUCUGUGACCACUGCAAGCCCAAGCCUGAGAAAUGCUGUGUCUGUGAUCACUGCAAGCCCAAGCCUAAGCAGGAGCAAAAGCCUAAGCCUGAGGAAAAGCCUAAGGCGGCGACGCCCAAAACGGAGUACAAGUUCGUGCCGUACCCGUACCUGGUGCCGAACCCUGGGAUGUGCCAGAGCUGGCCGUGGCAGUGCCCUCCUCACCAGCAGUGCCAGUGCUGCCAGAAGCCUCCUUCGCCGCCGCCGGCACCGCCGCAGCGGCCACCGUGCACCUGUUCGAGCCACGGUAGCUGUGGCUGCGGCCAGACACUGCCGGUCUGGCCACCGCAGCCGCCGGUCUGGCCUCCACCGUGGGCAGGCUGCAAUGUUGUCGCCGACGAGAACUCGUGCUCUGUCAUGUGAUCCAUGGCUACCUGCUUAACGUCACCUGUCGCUGUUGCUGUGCUGUGAUGGGUACUGGACCUCCGAUAUCUGAAUAAUCCGACACUAUGUUCUGUAUAGUGAAGUUACUGUGCGUGUGCAGAUGUGUUUGCGUCCUGCAGUGUGUUAUACGAACGUGUUAUGCCAGAAUGCCCUUGUUUUAUAGUACUGGUGUACUACCUUCCAAAACUAAACUGUAAUUUGCACUUUGUAAUGUGAUAUUCAUGUCUUUGUACGAGUAUUUCGUAAUUAUGCCUGCAAUAAUCCUUUA
Molecule: messenger RNA, 1337 nt
Organism: Sorghum bicolor (sorghum)
Lineage: Eukaryota; Viridiplantae; Streptophyta; Magnoliopsida; Poales; Poaceae
Product: protein PYRICULARIA ORYZAE RESISTANCE 21-like
Exons: 3
Coding region: 347-1048 (233 amino acids)
Biological process (GO): regulation of defense response to fungus
Source: RefSeq, a predicted model, not a curated record